AUGGGUGAUGAAAACAGAAAAAGAACGCAUAAUUAUUGGAACAACAAAGUCAAACAAAAUUCUGUGGAACCUGGCGCUAGCGGUCUAUUUUUCACAUGUGAAGGUCGCGAAAAACAAGCUGUUUAUGAAGCUUAUUCUAUUAUUGACGAAUUCUUGGACGAUUACUCCAAUGGAAUCAGCACAUCAAAUCCAAACAUUGUAAAUGAAGAUGAUUCCCAAAAUUCUGAUGAAGAUAUUGCAGAUGCGUUGAAGAAGGCAUGCAACAAUGAAAGAAAAUCGAAAUUAAAACAUGAGAAACGUCGACGCUGUAUACAAAGACCAACAGGAAUAAAGAAUUGCAUUUUCAUCAGUGUGAAAGAUGCUAACAUAAAUCUUCUCGCCGAGAAAAUGGUUGAUUUGGCUCAAAAAUCUCCAAGAUGCCGUUGUCUUCACCGAGUAUUGCCAGUUGAGUAUACGGCACAAGUUGAUAUCAACAAGUUGAACGAAAUAAUUAUGAAAAUUGUCUCUGAAAACUUGAAACCACGAGAAAAUGGAACAUUGCCGACAUAUUCUGUUGAGUUUAAAACCAGAAAUAAUGAUAGAAUCGAUAAGAGCACAAUUUUGGGUAUGGUGAAUGAUGCGGUUUCAGCUUUUGCUCCGAACGCAAAAGUGAAUUUAAAUCAUGCGGAUAUCACAUUUUAUAUUCAAUUGUGCCGAAAAACUAUAAUGGCUGGAAUUUGUCGUAGUUUUUAUGAUCGUAAAAAGUAUAGCAUGCGGCCGACGAAAAACAUUGGAGACGCGCCUGACACCUCCUAA
Messenger RNA from Caenorhabditis bovis, 795 nucleotides. Lineage: Eukaryota; Metazoa; Nematoda; Chromadorea; Rhabditida; Rhabditidae. The record is from the annotation of a GenBank genome assembly.